Messenger RNA from Tupaia belangeri chinensis (Chinese tree shrew), 1640 nucleotides. RefSeq names its product BCDIN3 domain containing RNA methyltransferase (gene BCDIN3D). The record is from RefSeq and is a predicted model, not a curated record. Gene Ontology annotation, cellular component: cytoplasm. Gene Ontology annotation, biological process: negative regulation of pre-miRNA processing. Gene Ontology annotation, molecular function: RNA methyltransferase activity; O-methyltransferase activity. The coding region runs from base 20 to 895 and encodes 291 amino acids. Lineage: Eukaryota; Metazoa; Chordata; Mammalia; Scandentia; Tupaiidae. The transcript is spliced from 2 exons.
AGAGGUGGGACUGAGGCUAAUGGCGGCGUCUGUGAAACUAACCGGAGGAGGUGUUAAGGAGGCCGGGGCGGAAGAGGAAUCGCGAGUUCUGGAACCCGGGGCUGCCCCGUUCGGAAAUUUCCCUCAUUAUUCCCGCUUCCAUCCUCCGGAGCAACGGCUCCGCCUCCUGCCCCCGGAGCUGCUCCAACGGCUUUUCCCUCGGAGUCCCGACACGAGGCCGAUCCUGGGGCUCGACGUGGGGUGUAACUCCGGGGAUCUGAGUGUGGCUCUAUACAAACACUUCCUUUCCCAAAAAAAACAUGAUGGGGAGACCUGCUCAGAUGCCUCAACAGAACUCCGUCUCCUCUGCUGCGACAUUGAUCCAGUCCUGGUGGCACGGGCUCAAAAAGAAUGUCCUUUUCCUGAUGCUUUGACCUUUAUCACCCUGGACUUCAUGAAUCAAAAGACCCGGAAGGUUCUCUUGAACUCUUUCUUAAGCCAGUUUGGACGUUCUGCUUUUGAUAUUGGCUUCUGUAUGUCAGUAACCAUGUGGAUUCAUCUGAACCAUGGGGACCGUGGCCUGUGGGAGUUCUUGGCCCAUCUUUCCUCCCUUUGCCGCUACCUCCUUGUGGAGCCGCAGCCCUGGAAGUGUUACCGGGCAGCUGCAAGGCGUCUCCGAAAGCUGGGACUCCAUGAUUUUGACCACUUCCACUCCCUUGCCAUCCGAGGUGACAUGGCCGAUCAGAUCGUGCAAAUCUUGACUCAGGACCAUGGCAUGGAAUUAGUAUGCUGCUUUGGCAAUACCAGUUGGGACCGAAGCCUUCUGCUCUUCAGGACAAAACAAACCACAGAGACUCAUCCAGUCCCUGAAUCACAGAUAGAAGAAGAGAAAGAAAGGAACAGAUUAAGAAUCUAGAGACCAUGAGAUGGGAGGGUAAGAAGCUCAGGAAAAGAGAUAUUGAAAGGGUUUUUAUACUAAUAAUUUCAUUCACUUGUCUUACCUCAUCUAUAGUCAGGCUGCCUCAAAACCUACCAGGAGCUUUUGGCAAAAUAUCCAAGGCAUAUAAUGGAGAGAAUCAGUAUCUGUUCUCAUUGUGUUGAAUGAUACCUGAGGAGAAUUCAUCUGUGGAGCACUAUGCUAGGCUCUCUGGAUUGGGAUGGCCUAGAAAAAGUGAUUCUGGUUGUGGGAUCUGGAAAGGGCUACUUUUUAUAAAGAUGAGAACAGGCUAGCUUUAAAAAGUAUCUGUUCCCUGGGCUCCUUGAAUCAGAUCUGAUUUCUUCAGGCUUCUGGACUUACUAGGCCUGUCUCUGGCAAAACCACAAUGCAAUCUGGAAUGACUAAAGGAAGGGAUCUGUAGGAAAAGCACCUUAUUUUCUGGAGCAAGUCAAGUUGCCAACAUGCCCAACACAGCACAGCAACUACAAAUACUAGCCAAGAUGCAUUAACAGCCAUUUAAGUGAUUUUUAAAAUAUUUAAAUUAUGAACCCAGAGAUAGUAAUGCAGAUCUAGAAUGCGGCUUAGGAAUCUUUGUUGCAUUCUUUUAUUUUGGUAAAAUAUAAAUAACAUGAAAUUAACCAUUUUGUUAGAGUGUUUUCUGUUACAAGGUACAUGUGCUUACAGAAAAGACAAAGCAAGAAAUCACCACCCCAGGAGGGAUGCC